CUUUGCGCGUUUCCUUCCUUCAGUUCCUGUGGUGCUGACAGCACCCGGGAGACCGACCCUCUUGUGAAAAAAGUGCUUGAUUUGUGUCACCUUCCCGUAGUGUGGAAGGAACAAAGAUACCUAUCUUACGGAUCGUCGCUCCAGGAAGAGAUUUUCAGUGUGAUCUUGAAGCGUAUUAACUUCUUAGUGACAUUAAUACGGACCUGAACUAUGACAUCAAGAAGUUCUGGCACAACAUUUCCUCGGAAAAAUUACAGGUUAAGCACCGAGCCUGAAAAGUCCAAAGUUGCAGGAAUAGUGAACAGCAAGCUCCUGAAUGAUUAUCUUCAUCGUAUCUUUCCCAGUGCUGAUGGAACUCAACCUUAUGCUGCAUGCAGGAAGCAUCUAUCAUUUCAGAAUCUACAAGAACAUAUAGAACAAUUAUUAGCAGAAAAUGCCAGCUCAGAAGAUGGUCAAGAUCAAAUUGUAGAUGGCAGACUUGGUCCUUCAACUGUAGUGCUGGAUCAUACCAGUGGUUUUGAGGGGCUCCUGCUAGUAGAUGAUGAUCUACUUGGAGUGAUUGGGCAUAGUAACUUUGGUUCUAUUAGAGCUACUACCUGUGUGUAUAAAGGUAAAUGGAUCUAUGAGGUACUGAUUUCAUCCCAAGGUCUCAUGCAAAUUGGCUGGUGCACUCUCAAUUGUCGGUUUAAUCAAGAGGAAGGAGUUGGAGACACACCAGAUUCAUAUGCUUAUGAUGGGAAUAGAGUGCGCAAGUGGAAUGUGACUACAACCAACUAUGGGAAAUCUUGGGCAGCAGGAGAUAUUGUCAGCUGCUUAAUAGACCUUGAUGAGGGAAACAUUUCUUUCUGUUUGAAUGGUGUGUCUCUGGGGACUGCUUUUGAUAACAUUUCAAGAGGCUCUGGCAUGGCCUAUUUCCCUGCCAUCAGUCUGUCAUUCAAGGAAUCCGUUGCUUUUAAUUUUGGCAGCCGCCCACUCCGCUAUCCAGUGGAGGGAUAUCAGCCCUUACAGGAUAAACCAACUGCAGAUUUGGCGAAAGCUCACAAGCUGCUGGGAUACCUCAACAAUGUUAUUAAUAUAGGCAUAGAUGUUUCGGAAGGGAAGCUGGUAGAAAGAGACUCUUCUACUUGGCAACUCCAAGGGGAACCAACAAUACUCAUCACCCUGGCACACAUUUUUAACAAUUUUGCCCCUCUUAUGUGCAAAGUGUACUUAGUGGAAGAUGUGCUCAUGAGUUUCCUGCUUGGCAUCUUGGAAGGGGGAGGAGCUGUAGAAGCACAUCCUCUUAUUCAGCAGUUACUGGAUCUUAUGUGGCUUCUCAUGGAGGAUUAUGAAGUACAUGAAUGCCUCAAGCAGCUGUUGAUGUCCCUGCUCAGAGCAUACCGCUUUUCUCCCAUAGUUCCUGAUCUUGGCUUACAGAUCCAUUAUCUUCGUCUUACCAUUGCUAUCCUAAAACAUGAGAAAUCCAGGAAAUACUUGCUCCAUAAUGUCUUAUUUGAUGUCCUUCGCUCAGUUGUGUUUUUCUAUAUCAAGUCCCCCUUACGUGUGGAGGAAGCUGGCUUACAGGAGUUGAUACCCACCACCUGGUGGCCAAAUCGUUUCAACAAGGAGGGCAAAGAGAGUAAAGAGGUAAAGAAUGAGAGUGCUGAGGAGAGACUGAGGAGGCGAGCAUAUGAGAGAGGGUGCCAGCGGCUUAAGAAACGCAUUGAAGUGGUGGAAGAACUUCAAGUACAGAUACUGAAGCUGUUGUUAAAUAAUAAAGACCAUAGUGUGGGAGGAGCUUCCAGAUACAUCUUUCUAAAUAAAUUCCGCAAAUUUCUUCAGGAAAAUGCCAGCAAUCGAGGGAAUCUGACCGUGUUAUGUCCUCCAGAAUAUAUGGUGUGUUUCUUGCAUCGACUUAUAGCAGCCUUGAGACAUUAUUGGGAUGAACAUAAGGUGAAGAAUGCAUCAGCACUGAGUAGUGAAGAUGCUUAUGUUCCCCCUCAGCUCUUUUAUAAUGGGAAGGUGGAUUACUUUGACCUCCAGCGACUUGGGGGACUCUUAUCUCAUCUCAAGAAAACUUUGAAAGAUGAUUUGGCCUCAAAGGUGAAUAUUCUAAUUGAUCCUGCAGAACUUCAGGCUGUGACAAUGGAUGAUCUUGAUGAACAUGAAGAAUCAGCAGUGUCAACAGCACAACGUCCAGCUGCUGCACUGGCAAUUGGGGGAGCCUUGGCCAGGCCAAGCUGGCUCAGUUCCCCCACCUUGGGGCGAGCUAACCGUUUCCUCAGUACUGCAGCUGUCAGCCUGAUGACCCCAAGGCGAUCACCAGGUGCCCUAGAGAAGGUUAAAGUCCGUACAUUGAACAUGGAACAACGAACAGAGGAGGACAUUGAAGGCAGCCAUGGAAACGAGGGUCUUCUACUGGGGAAACCUACAGAAGAGCCGGAUCAACCAAUAACUGAGAAUUCUCUCUUGGAAAUCUUGGAUGGAAUAGUCAUGAUGUACAACCUCAGCGUGCAUCAGCAGCUUGGUAAGAUGGUAGGUGUUUCUGAUGAUGUGAAUGAGUAUGCUAUGGCAUUGAAAGAUACUGAAGAAAAGAUCAACCGAUGCCCAGAGAGGAGGAGAGAUAUCUGUGAAGAAUUAGUGAAGAGUCAAAAAGUUUUUUCUGAGAAGCUGAAUCACCUGAGUCGCCGACUUGCCUGGAUCAAUGUUACUAUUUAUUCAAAGGAGAAAAUGCAAGAUAUAUACUGGUUGUUACGAGUGUGCAUUCGUACGAUUGAACAUGGAGACAGAAUUGGCUCACUCUUUGCAUUCAUGCCUGAAUUUUAUCUGAGUGUAGCAAUGAAUAGCUACAGUGCUCUCAAGAACUACUUCAGUCCUGUCAAUAGCAUGGAAGAACUUCCAGGCUAUGAAGAUACAUUGACACGCCUUGCUGCCAUUUUAGCCAAGCAUUUUGCUGACCCAAGAAUUGUAGGCACAGACAUUAGAGACUCCCUAAUGCAAGCAUUAGCCAGUUACGUUUGCUAUCCCCACUCACUUCGGGCUGUAGAGAGAAUUCCGGAAGAUCAACGAAUAUCCAUGAUGAGGAAUCUGCUGGCCCCAUAUGAGCAAAGACCCUGGGCACAGACUAACUGGAUUCUUGUACGACUGUGGCGUGGCUGUGGAUUUGGAUACAGGUACACGCGGCUUCCUCAUCUGCUGAAAACAAAGCCGGAAGAUGCUAAUCUACCAAGCUUGCAAAAGCCAUGUCCAUCCACCUUGCUGCAGCGACACAUGGCGGAUCUGUUGCGCAGUGACCAAGAAAUGGCACCCAGUUUCCUCAAUAGUGUCCUUAACCAAUUAAACUGGGCCUUCUCAGAGUUUAUUGGCAUGAUUCAAGAGAUCCAACAAGCUGCAGAACGCCUAGAAAGAAACUUUGUAGAUAGUCGCCAAUUGAAGGUGUGUGCAACUUGCUUUGAUUUGUCAGUGAGCCUUCUCAGGGUCUUGGAAAUGACUGUCACUCUAGCUCCAGAGAUCUUCCUGGAUUGGAAUCGCCCUUCUUCAGAACUAUUACUCAGGAGACUUGCACAGCUGUUAAAUCAGGUGCUGAAUCGUGUAACAGCUGAGCGGAACUUGUUUGACAGAGUGGUCAACCUUCGCCUGCCAGGACUGGAAAGCGUAGACCACUAUCCAAUCCUUGUGGCUGUGACAGGAAUUUUAGUCAGGCUUCUUGUUGAUACUGAUUUUCAGGGCAACAGUGUCCAGAAUAAGACAUAGUAUUCAAGGUUGGGUCUUGAACAAGAAGACAACUGAAG
Python bivittatus (Burmese python) is the source of this 3770-nucleotide messenger RNA. Lineage: Eukaryota; Metazoa; Chordata; Lepidosauria; Squamata; Pythonidae. The record is from RefSeq and is a predicted model, not a curated record.